This is a messenger RNA of Labeo rohita (rohu), 1487 nucleotides long. RefSeq lists its product as uncharacterized. The transcript has 5 exons. Bases 193 to 1434 code for a protein of 413 amino acids. The record is from RefSeq and is a predicted model, not a curated record. NCBI's taxonomy places the organism in Eukaryota, Metazoa, Chordata, Actinopteri, Cypriniformes, Cyprinidae.
GAAGAAACUAAAAAACGAUUAAGAAGCGGAAGAAGAAUCUCAAUCUCCGCCAUUAGCGUCUUCAGCGUUUUGCUGCAAUCUUCCAGAUUUCAAAACGUGAACACUGCUAUAGUAUAACAUAAAACGUCAUGAAAGUUAAGUAGUCACGCAAACUCCGUAUAAAAAUCUUUAUGUAUUUAGUGGUGUUUGUUAAUGUCGUGCUUAACCGACGAAGUGGGUGCGGUUCAGAAACAAAACAAGUAUUAUUCGUAUCCAUCGAAAUUUGGUUUUGCAGAAAUCUUUAACAAUAUGAAGAUCACUUUCAUAUUAUUUGAGAUUUUACUACUGAUGUGCGUUGUGUUUGGUGCUGAUAAAGGUGAAGUGAAGUUGGUGUCAGUGAUGGAGGGAGAUUCUGUCACUCUAAACUCUGAUCCUACUCAAGUUAUUGAGAUACGCUGGUGGUUUGGAGAGGCAGAUUUAAAGAUUGCCCAAAUUGAUGAAAAGGGGAUCUCAUUUCCCUCUGAGAGAUUCAAAGGCAGACUGCAGCUGAGUCAGACUGGAUCUCUGACCAUCAGUAACAUGAGGAUCAAUGACUCUGGACGUUAUAAACUACGGAUUGACCACAGGAAUGGAACCUCAAAUCAGGAAUUUACUGUUACUGUCUCUGAGUCUCCAUCUGUUAUUAGUGUUGAUGAAGCUGAAAUGAAGAUUGUGUCAGUGAUAGAGGGAGAUCCUGUCACUCUUCAUGUUCCUCAAAUACAUGGAGAUGAGCUGAUAGUGUGGAGGUCUGGCUAUGAAGGAAAACUCAUAGCUAAACAUGACAUAGAGGCCAAGAGCCCACCAUUAUAUAACACUGAUGAGAGAUUCAGAGACAGACUGCAGCUGGAUCAUCAGACUGGAUCUCUGAUCAUCACAAACAGCAGAACCACAGACUCUGGACUUUAUCAAGUAAAAAUCAGCAGCAACAAACAGACUUUAUACAAGAGAUUCACUGUUACUGUCAGUGAACCAGGUGUGUCUCCAGGUGCUGCAGCAGGGAUUGUUGUUGUUGUUCUGCUGGUGGCUGCAGCUGUAGCUGCUGGUGUGUUUUAUUACUUCCGCCCCAGGAUCUCUCAACUACCAAGUGAAACAUGGUCAGUGUUUCUGGGAGAUGAUGUCACUCUAAACCCUGAUACUGAAAUACAGACAAGUGAUGAGAUACAGUGGCUGUUUGGAGCUGAAGACACUCUCAUAGCUGAAAUCAAAAAAGAGACUGGAGAGAUGAUUACAUAUGAUGGUCCUGGUGUGAUAUUCAAGAACAGAUUCAAGCUGGACAAGACGACUGGAUCACUGACCAUCAUGUGGAUCAAAAUUCAACACACUGGACUUUAUACUCUGAAGAUCAGAAGAGGCAGAAAAACCUUAAACAAAAGAUUCCAAGUUUCUGUCAAUGGUGAGUCACUCCAGUCAGUUUAAUAAUGAUCACAUUCUUCAUCAUUCAUUCAUUUUUUUUUUUUUUUUUUUUUUUU